Oppiella nova is the source of this 234-nucleotide messenger RNA. NCBI's taxonomy places the organism in Eukaryota, Metazoa, Arthropoda, Arachnida, Sarcoptiformes, Oppiidae. The record is from the annotation of a GenBank genome assembly.
AUGAGUGAAACACUGUUGUCGUUACGGGCCUUAUUUUGUCCGACACUCACGUCAUUCAUAUCGGAUACCGGCGCUGAGGGCUCACUAAACACCGGCUACGUGGCCGACGACCCGCCCCCUAAGUACGAGCCCCCGCCCUCCUACUCGACGGCCACCGCCCGCCAGUUGGUCCACCAGAUUAGGGGUCGACUCACUCCCAGCGGUUCCAUACGUAUGAACUUCUUGAGCCGUACC